Messenger RNA from Aspergillus fumigatus Af293, 666 nucleotides. NCBI's taxonomy places the organism in Eukaryota, Fungi, Ascomycota, Eurotiomycetes, Eurotiales, Aspergillaceae. The record is from RefSeq and is a predicted model, not a curated record.
AUGCGCCUCCCGGCCAUCAUCCCCUCCGCCCUCCUAGGCGUCGCCUUCGUCUUCGCCGUCAUCGAGCUCGGCCUCGGCGGCCAUAUCGCCUCCAUCUCUACCGGCUCCCGUAAAAUCCCCUUCUACGACCCCUCCAGCUCGUGGGGCUACUCCUACAAGACUAUCAAGUACUCCGUCCCAGGUAUCGUCGCUUUCCAGAUCUUCACCUCUGUGUGGACCAUGCUCGUCUCUGUCGCCGCGUUUCUUCUCCCCUGGUUCUUGCGCGUCAAGGCCGCCCCCGGAACACGGCUCAAUACGAUCAUCACAGGUGCGCUAGGCGGCGCGUACUUCGUGACAAUGGUGUUCUGGCUCGCGUGCUUUGCGGACAUCGCGACCAAGCUGGAUGAGUUGGGCGCUACGUCCGAUUACUAUAAUGCGGUAAUUGCAUUUGCGGUGCUCUCGUGGUUAGUUUAUUUUCUUCACACCCAUCUAAUUUACCCUCCCCCCCCCCCCCGGCCGGCGAGGUCGACGUGGCUAAUGCGAGUGAGCAGGCUGCUCUUUGUCGCGCUCUUCGUCAUCGUUGUUCUUGCCAUACUUGGGAUUCUGGAGUGUGACGCCCCUGGGUACGCCGGCAUGAGGAAGAGGGCUGCGACGCAGGCAACCCCGAUGCAAACAGUCGACGCAUAG